CGCCGGGGGCGACCGAGGCGCCGUUGCCGAGUCAGUCCCCGCCAGCCACAUCACCCCCAGACCUGACGGGCUGGCCCCGGGCUCUCCAGGCAUCCCCGGAGCCAGUGGCCGCUGGCGGCGUCGAGCUGGGAGGGCGCUUGGACAGCAUCGUGCAGGCGCUGGGAGCUCUGCCAGCUCUGGUGACCGUGGGUGCCUGCCUUGUGCCCCUCGCUGCCUGUCUGCUGAUGUGCCUGGCCUGUGCCCGCCAUGCCGCCCUCCAUCUCAGCCUUCCAGGCCGCCUACAUUGGCAUCGAGGUGCUCAUCGCCCUGGUCUCCGUGCCUGGGAACGUGCUGGUGAUCUGGGCAGUGAAGGUGAACCAGGCGCUCCGGGACGCCACCUUCUCCUUCAUUGUGUCGCUGGCGGUGGCUGAUGUGGCAGUGGGUGCUCUGGUCAUCCCACUCGCCAUCCUCAUCAACGUUGGGCCACAGACCUACUUCCACACCUGCCUCAUGGUGGCCUGCCCCGUCCUCAUCCUCACCCAGAGCUCCAUUCUGGCCUUGCUGGCGAUUGCCGUGGACCGCUACCUCCGCGUCAAGAUCCCGCUCCGGUACAAGACGGUGGUGACUCCCCGGAGGGCUGCAGUGGCCAUCGCCGGCUGCUGGAUUCUCUCCUUCUUGGUGGGCCUGACCCCUCUGUUUGGCUGGAACAACCUGAGUGAGGUAGAGCGGGCCUGGGCGGCCAACGGCAGCGUGGGUGAGCCCGUGGUCAAGUGCGAGUUUGAGAAGGUCAUCAGCAUGGAGUACAUGGUCUACUUCAACUUCUUCGUCUGGGUACUGCCCCCACUGCUGCUCAUGGUCCUCAUCUACCUAGAGGUCUUCUACCUGAUCCGCAAGCAGCUCAGCAAGAAGGUGUCGGCCUCCUCUGGCGACCCGCAGAAGUACUAUGGGAAGGAGUUGAGGAUCGCCAAGUCGCUGGCCCUCAUCCUCUUCCUCUUCGCCCUCAGCUGGCUGCCCCUGCACAUCCUCAACUGCAUCACCCUCUUCUGCCCUUCCUGCCACAAGCCCAGCAUCCUCAUCUACAUCGCCAUCUUCCUCACGCAUGGCAACUCGGCCAUGAACCCCAUCGUCUAUGCCUUCCGCAUCCAGAAGUUCCGGGUCACCUUUCUUAAGAUUUGGAACGACCAUUUCCGCUGCCAGCCCGCACCCCCCAUCAACGAGGACCCCCCAGAAGUGAGGCCCGAUGACUAGACUCCACCUUCUCUCUCACCUGCCUUGUCUGGGCAUCAGCCAAGUCCUCACCUGCCCCUGUCCCUCUUGUCUCCCUGAGCCUUCCCUGGCUGGGCUGUGGGGUGUGGGUGCCCUGUACCUCUGGGUCCUGGAGGAGGUUUGGGGGGCAUCCCAUGGGAAAGGAACCAGGUAAUCUGAGGGGAGGAGGAAAGUGGCUGGAGCCUCCCCCUGCCUGACCAUCCCACGGGCAGCCAGUGCUUCAGGCCACAAAGGGGCCGUGUCGGCUGGGAGGGCUGCUGGGGCUCCCCCAGCGGGCAGGCAAGUCUGCUUGUCUUAGGUGGUAGUGGUGCAGCCCUGGGACCAAGCUAAAGGAAGAGAGAGGAUGGAGAUGGAGAGAAGGAAGGGACCAGAUGUCUUGGCCUUGCUUUCGCUCCUGCUCUGUAGGAGAAGGUGGCCAGAGCUGCUGAGGGACGAGAAUCAAGGAGCCUCAGUCCCCACCUCCAGGACCCUGCGCUCCAGCCACGCUGGGUGCAAGGUGCCUGCUCCCCUCGCCCUGGGAGCCCAGGAUUAUGCUUGGGAGAGGCAGAAAGAGCAGGUCCAGAAAUCGUGUGCAACAUCGGCUUUAUUCUCCAUCAGCCCUUGACCCUGGGUGGGGGCUCCUAGUGCCCUGGAGCCAAUGUGGAGUGUUAGGUACAGGCCUCAAACAGCCACUAGGUAACAGCACCAGGCCCUCAUUCUUGCCCUGAGCGUCCCAAGGAGGAGCCUGGUAUGUAACUACCUGUCAUCUGGGCCACCAGCUCCACCAGUGAUGACAGGCCUGGACUCUCCCAGGUGACACCCAUCUCUGCUGCUCUGGGCCAGAUGGAGAGGAGAGCCCCAGACGUGCCAACUCUUGGGAGCAUUUCCCUGCCUGGGGAGGAGGUGGACGAGGGAAAGUGUACUCGAGGUCCUGGGGGCUGACUCCUAGA
This is a messenger RNA of Ceratotherium simum simum (southern white rhinoceros), 2174 nucleotides long. NCBI's taxonomy places the organism in Eukaryota, Metazoa, Chordata, Mammalia, Perissodactyla, Rhinocerotidae. The record is from RefSeq and is a predicted model, not a curated record.